AUGAGCCGUCGGACUGCCGGGGCCCUACCUGCUGGGCCCUCAGAGCGGCCUCCAUCCCAGAGCGAGCCUGCCCUGCCUGACACAACUGCAUCCAGCUGUGAGUUGGCGAGUCUUUUCCUGUGUCCAGUCUGCUUUGACUAUGUGUUACCACCCAUCCUUCAGUGUGGGCGUGGCCAUCUUGUUUGUGGCAACUGUCGCCAACAGCUGACUUCUUGUCCAAUUUGCCAGGGCCCGCUGGGGUCCGUUCGCAACUUGGCUAUGGAGAAAUUGGCCAAUUCAGUACUUUUCCCUUGUCAAUAUGCCCCUGCUGGGUGUGGAAUAACUCUGCCGCCCGUGGAAAAAGCAGACCACGAAGGGCUCUGUGAGUUUAGGCCUUAUUCCUGUCCGUGCCCUGGUGUUUCCUGUCAAUGGCAAGGCUCUCUGGAGGCUGUCAUGCCCCAUCUGUUGCAGCAGCACGCGUACCUUAAAGCAAUACAAGGGGAGAAAACAGUUUUCCUUGCUAUGGACAUUAAUGUUUCUGGGGCUUUUGACUGGGCGAUGAUGCAGUCCUGUUUUGGCUUUCACUUCAUGGUGGUCUUGCAGAAACAGGAAAACGACAAUGGUGAACAGCAGUUCUGCGCAAUUGUACAGCUGAUAGGAACACCCCAGCAAGCCGAAAAUUUUACUUACCGACUUGAGCUGAAUGGUCACAAACGACGAUUGACUUGGGAAGCAACUCCUCCGUCUAUUCGGGAAGGAAUUGUCACAACCAUCAUGAAGAGUAACUGCCUUGUCUUUGACACCAGCCUUGCACAGCUUUGUGCAGGAAAUGGCAAUUUAGGCAUCAUUGUAACUAUUGCAAAGCGUUGA
Otolemur garnettii (small-eared galago) is the source of this 849-nucleotide messenger RNA. RefSeq names its product E3 ubiquitin-protein ligase SIAH1-like. The transcript has a single exon. Gene Ontology annotation, biological process: proteasome-mediated ubiquitin-dependent protein catabolic process; multicellular organism development. The record is from RefSeq and is a predicted model, not a curated record. The coding region runs from base 1 to 849 and encodes 282 amino acids. Gene Ontology annotation, cellular component: cytoplasm. NCBI's taxonomy places the organism in Eukaryota, Metazoa, Chordata, Mammalia, Primates, Galagidae. Gene Ontology annotation, molecular function: ubiquitin conjugating enzyme binding; zinc ion binding; ubiquitin protein ligase activity.